Molecule: messenger RNA, 2681 nt
Organism: Pseudophryne corroboree (corroboree frog)
Lineage: Eukaryota; Metazoa; Chordata; Amphibia; Anura; Myobatrachidae
Product: protein-arginine deiminase type-1-like
Exons: 18
Coding region: 535-2475 (646 amino acids)
Cellular component (GO): nucleus; cytoplasm
Molecular function (GO): calcium ion binding; protein-arginine deiminase activity
Source: RefSeq, a predicted model, not a curated record
GGGUAACAUGGACUACAGCCCCCAGUCUCCACAGACAUGAUGCAGGAUUGCAUGCUCCCCCUCCCAGUGACCCCAGAUUCUGCAGGCUCUAUGCAUGACAGGUAUGUUCCAGCCCAUGUGAACUCCUACAUGAAUAGUGAAUACUGACUGAAGUCACCAUCUGCCCAGGGAGAAACAAUGUCUUCAGAGGCUCCAAGUUGUGGAGAAACCACAGUAUAGGUCCUCUAAAUCUCUGAAGCGUGCUCGGAACAGGCCAAAGGGUUAACGUCAGGAGAUGGCUUCAUAUCAUUGAGCCGAAGGCUUGGCAUCGAGAUCAGCGGUGCCCGGCUGCAAAGUGCUUGCUCGCACUUUAACUUAUCCCCAAAGAGCGUUCCAGGCGGAUAACGAGGUGCCAAGAUGUUCUGCUUGGUUUCAGGCAGGAGAUAUGUUACAUGGAUAAUAUUUCUGUUUAUAAAACCCUGAAACACAGAACGACUCUCUCAAUGUCAUGGCGUGGAGGGAGCAGCCUGGCCAGGCAUAUGGAAACGGACAUACAUGGUGAUCUCCAGGGACUCCAGGGCUCCACCAAGAAGGAUGUCCAGGUCAUUGUGGAAAGGGUCAAUUCCAAAAGGGGCUGACUCAUUCGAUGUCCGCGGUUCCGGCUCCCUGGACGUCACCAUUAUCUACAACCCCAAGACUCUGGACAGACCCCAAGACGGGGAAAAAUGGCCCCUAAACAAAUGCAUCAAAGUCGUGAUCACACCACAAAAGCCCAGCAAGGAACUGAACGACAACAAGAUUAAAGUCUGGUACUAUGGAUCUCAGCGGACGGAUGUCCGGGGCAACGCCACGCUGUACUUGACGUGUGUAGGCGUCUCCCUGGAUGUGGACGUGAGUCGCAUCGGAGCGGUGACCCGUGGGGUGAAGAAUAAGGACUCCUGGUCUUGGGGACCCGGUGGGAAGGGCGCGGUUCUGCUGGUGAAUUGUGAUCGAGAUCGAAACUGUUCCGGACUUCCUGACAACCAAGCCGCAGAGAUGCCCAACACUGCAGAUCUGAAGGACAUGUCCCCGAUGGUUCUCACGGCUGAGGGUCCUGAUGAAGUAUUCAAUGACUACAAAGUGAUUCUGUCCAUGUCUGAGCCUCACUCCAACAAACUGAGAGUCUACCAAACGUGCAAGAACACACACUUCCAUGUGCUGGGGAAGGGGAAGGUAUCGUACAAGGUCCAUCGCCAGAGGAGGGACGAGGUGACGUUCUACGUGGAGGGCCUGGAUUUCCCGGACGUGGACUUCCCUGGUCUGGUUUAUAUAAACCUGACAUUUCAGAAUGUGGGAAAUGGGACGGAGAUCUUCAAAGAGCGCGUGGCCUUCAGAGUCGCUCCGUGGAUCAUGACACCGAACACCCAGAAGCCCCUAGAGGUCUAUGUCUGCAAUGUGGAUAACAAUAAAGACUUCGUUAAGGUGUUAGCGGAGUUUGUGAAGAAGGCGCGGUGUACGCUGACCGUAUGCAAAUACACAGAAAACCAAGGAGACCGAUGGAUACAGGAUGAGAUGGAGUUUGGCUAUGUAGAAGCUCCUCACAAACGCUUCCCGGUUGUGUUGGACUCGCCAAGAAACAGAGGACUCAAAGAUUUUCCUGCUACAGAAGUUUUGGGACCAGAUUUUGGAUAUGUGACGCGUGAACCGAAAGACCCCGAUUCGGUGGGCACCCUGGAUGCAUUUGGGAACCUGGAAGUCAGCCCCCCUGUCACUGCGGGAGGGAAAGAUUACCCCCUGGGGAGGAUUCUCAUUGGCGAUGGGCUGAACAUGUCAGACUUCCGCAUGAACAAAGUGGUCAGAGACUUCCUCCACGCGCAGCAGGUGCAGGCGCCGGUUUACCUCUUCUCCACCUGGCUCCAAGUCUCCCACAUCGAUGAAUUCCUGAGCUUCGUGCCAGCGCCCGAUAGGAAGGGCUUCCGACUGCUGUUGGCGAGUCCCAAGGCGUGUUGGGAGCUUUUCAAGCAGAAGCAGAAAGAAGGUCACGGGAGUGCGGCCAUGUUUGAAGGCUUAAAAGCAACAAAAUAUACCAUUGAUGAGAUCCUGGCAGACAAGACAAUGGAGACAUCCGCCGAUACCUGUCAGGAGUACAUUGACAUGAACAGGAAGAUUAUGAAGCAGGAGCUGGGACUGUGUGAGAAGGACAUCAUCGAUAUACCUGUACUGUACAAAUGCCAUUCAUCCACAAAGUAUGCCGAGAACGCAGAGGCCUUCUUCCCCAACAUGGUGAACAUGCUGGUCCUGGGGAAGCACCUGGGGGUUCCGAAGCCAUUUGGACCUCAGAUGAAAGGUGUGUGCUGCCUGGAGGAGAAGGUGCGCUCACUGCUGGAGCCUCUGGAGCUGAUCUGCACCUUCAUCAAUGAUUACUCCUGCUACCACCAGUACUUCGGAGAAGUGCACUGCGGCACCAACGUGGUCAGGAAGCCAUUCUCCUUCAAGUGGUGGAACUGCGUCCUCUAACGCCGGGGUCACCGCUCAGCUAUGGGAGCAGAGUUACUGCCGGACAGUGCAGGACAGAGAGACAAUUCAUUGGGGGAGGGUCUGAGUGUUACACCCACUUAUUAUAGUGACACAGGUGGUACAAUGAGACACUGCGGGAUAUCUUCAGUAUUAGCUACAUGUGUAACUUGAAUCAUAGGUAACAAUAAACAUUUACUAAUGCCUUA